UCGGACGCUAGUUGGCGUUGGUCGGAGGUGUAUAAAUUCCCUCUCGGUUCCUGGUCUGGUCAUUGCCGGUGUUUCCAUUCUGACGAUCUGACGAACACACAACAAUGAAGGUUCUGUGUAUCCUCCUUGUCGUAGUCGGAGCGGCCGUGUGCGAAGAGGCAGGCAAGCUGGCCCGACGGCAAGAGGAGUAUGUCUGCCCCCCAACAGAACAAUCCUUCGGUUACAUGAGCUUCUGUGCCUGGGAUCCCUGCGAGAUGUUUGCUGAUGAGCCUUGUGCUGACGUCCCUGGCGCUGUCUGCAAAUUCGACGUGUGUCCCAACCAUAACUGUAUUCCCAUGUUCUUUGUGGACAAGCACUGGGUGGAAUGCGAAGACACCGUCUAUCGAGAGUACUGAGUCUAACACAUCGUCUCUAUGUUCCACAUAUUACAAAGGCUGAUAUUUUCUUGGUGUUGUAUACAUACUUUCCAUAUAUAUACGUGUAAUUUAUGUCAUAUUUCUAAUAAAGUGUAUAGAUUGUU
Haliotis rufescens (red abalone) is the source of this 520-nucleotide messenger RNA. RefSeq lists its product as uncharacterized. The transcript is spliced from 3 exons. The coding region runs from base 105 to 395 and encodes 96 amino acids. NCBI's taxonomy places the organism in Eukaryota, Metazoa, Mollusca, Gastropoda, Lepetellida, Haliotidae. The record is from RefSeq and is a predicted model, not a curated record.